Molecule: messenger RNA, 1742 nt
Organism: Phalacrocorax carbo (great cormorant)
Lineage: Eukaryota; Metazoa; Chordata; Aves; Suliformes; Phalacrocoracidae
Source: RefSeq, a predicted model, not a curated record
UUCAGGCAGCGCACCCAGCUCGCUGCCAUGCAAGUGCUUCUCCACUGACGUGCUCUUGUGACCCGUGAAUUCUCACGGCUGCUUCUCUGUUUGGUACCCGCAGGGUCCGACCGAAGGCACUGUCUGCGGUUCAGAGCCGAGCUGCUUGGCCAAAUCAGUUCUUAAUCCUGUGAUGCUCAUAGCAGGAAUGAGAGCCAGGGCACCCUUCUCCAUGUGAACGUAGUUUCUUCUUCUCCUUCCAGCCUGAAAACCAUGUGGGAAAGUGCUGGCCCUUGCUGGGAAGUCGGGGACAAGCCUUCAUCAAGCUGUCUGUGCCAAUCCUUCCCAGAGCAGUCACCAUGGACCACGUUUCAGGACAACGUUCCCUGGAGACAGUAUCUGCAGAGCUCCAAAGGACAUGGCUGUCUACAAUACUUGAGGAACGAGAGCGCCUUUCUGGGAGAGCUGGUGUUUGGGAGCGCAGACACCAUUGAACUUUCCUGUGACAGCCACGGCUCUUCUGUGCCUGUUUUCUGGUUUAAAGACGGUAUCGGGAUUGCACCUCCCAGCAGAGCUCGUACUGGGCAGAAGCUGUUGAAGAUCAUCAGUGUGUCAUGCGAUGGCUCGGGGCUGCACAGCUGCAAGGCGAGGCAUUCCGACCAGGUCCUGGGAAACUUUACAGCCAGAGGUACAGACAUGGCUGGAGGCGAUGGAUAUCCAGCUUCCCGUCUGGGUUCCCGGGCUGACACGCUGGGAUAUCGCAUGGGUCCCCAAAGAGCAAAGUAUGAAGCUGAAAGAGGCAAGUCUUCCCAGCGGUCAUCAGAAGUCCUGAAGGAAAUCCUGAAGGACCUGGACAAGGCAGCGCUUGAGAUGGACCGUGAGACUGCGGAGAAUGAGGCGCUUCAGGAAGGAGGCAGUCACGCGGUGCCAGUCUCUGAUGACAGAAGAGGGGCAAUUCAGUCAGUGGAGGUGCCAGGCGUGGAUGGCACGAGAAACAGAAAUGCUAUGGAUCCAAAAGCUUUCCAGAAGUACUGCAUAGAAGGCGCCGUGGCGGUCGUGGGCUCCAUAUUGCUUGGGAUGGUUUUCUGUUGUGUGAUCCGCCUGUGGAGGAAGAGAAGGCGGCGCCUCGCCGCAGCUUCGAGAGCCCGGCCCGACACCAGCAGCUGCCCCUCACACCCGGACACCUGGACUGCCCACCCCAGCACCUCCAAGAGCUGGACCCAACACCAGCAGCCGUCACAUGUGCCUGGAAAAGCGGCCCACCAGCCACGGAGCACCGGCGGGGAACCAGCCUCCACCAGCCCGGACGGCCGCCCGGCCCGCCCGCCUCCGCCCCGGCCCAAAUGGCUGUCCAACUCAGCCAGCCAGGUGUUGCGGGACCGGCCCAGCACCCUCCGGGCCCCGGAGAAACGGCAACCACCCCCUCGCCCCCCAAGCCCAUUUCUCCAGCCCUCCUGCAAGGGCCUGGGGCAGUCCCGCCAGGAUAUGGAUUUGGGGAGCGACGGUGAAUGCGAGGGCCUAUAGGGGAGUGACAACAAAUACGAUUUCCUUGGAUGACAAGGUCACGGACCUAGUUGGCCAAGAGAAGCCAGCUGAUGUGAUCUUUCUGGAUUUCAGUAGAGCUUUUGAUACUGUCCCUCACAGUCUCCUCCUGGGCAAAAUGUCCAGCACACAGCUGGAUAAACGCGUAAUGCGGUGGGUGAGCAAUUGGCUGGGGGGUCGGGCUCAAAGGGUUCUCGUCAGUGGGGUUACAUGGGGCUGGU